Molecule: messenger RNA, 1972 nt
Organism: Pisolithus orientalis
Lineage: Eukaryota; Fungi; Basidiomycota; Agaricomycetes; Boletales; Pisolithaceae
Product: glycosyl transferase family 90-domain-containing protein
Exons: 6
Coding region: 128-1948 (606 amino acids)
Source: RefSeq, a predicted model, not a curated record
GCUUCAAUCAAUUUCAUACGAUAGGACAGCUGGGGAUUGAUCCUGUCGUCUUGGGGAUUGUAAUGUUCGUAUUUUCCCACUAGCUGUCGUUCGUUGUCAAUGUCAAGUUGUGAAAACUUCAAGCGAUAUGGUCAAGUGGACGAGAGGUCGACUUGCAAAGUACACUGUGACCGUCGUGUGCUGCGCCGUCACCGUUCUGCUCACGGCAUUCCCCACCUUGCUCAGAGGGUCAAAUGCAUACUUGCAGGUGUUCUCCGUCGUCGAUUUCUCUCCGCCGAAAGACCAUGAUGCGUCCCCAGUUACUCACAACAGCAGACCCAUUUUCUCUCUGGAGAAGCACACGUACACAAGCGAUGGCCUCCUAAUUGUCAACCCCAACGGCCCACACCCGAUUUUUGAGCUUAUGCAAAAUGCGGAGGCAUCGUGGAAUUCAAAGCUUGCACGUGCAAGUAAGACUCUGGCAGAGGCCGUCAUAGAGUAUAAACAACGGUACAAGCGCGCACCUCCGCUGGGAUUUGAUAAGUGGUGGGAGUAUGUGGUCGAGCACAAUGUCCAACUUCCGGACGAGUACGACGAGAUUUAUCACGAUCUCGAGCCGUAUUGGGGACUUGACCCGGUGGACCUCGCGAGAUCGGUGGAGGAGUUGGGCACGCAGGACGAUAUCUUCACCGUUGUGAAAACCUUGUCGAACUUCGGGCUCGAGAUCGCUAACUUGACUGUUCACGAAAGUGAUCGUACUUUGCGUGAGCGUAUCGAGGCGAUCAUCAAUUUAACCGAGGAAUUUGGUGCCGAUCUCCCGCCUAUGCGUAUUCAAUUGUCUGCUCGCGAUAACCCUCGCAUGCAUACAGAUUGGAGGAUCAGAGAUAUGGCUUUGACUGCUGCUAGACACGGGACCACAAUCCAACAGAGUCACUUACUGCCUGUCACCAAGGACGGUUGGAUACAAGCAUGUCCUCCGAAUUCUCCAGCGCGGCUCGAUCCUCCAGUGCUUCCAUCUGUCGAUUCCAACCCUGUGCUAUCUAAUAUGUCAGCAUCCAAAUCUUUUAUUGUAUCCCAUCGUGCUGCCAUGCAUCCUUGUUAUCAUCCUGAGAUCCUUGUCUCUCAUGGACAGUUCCUCUCACAUCGCCGAGGGCCGCUGCCACAACAGAUGCUUGUCCCUUUGUUCUCUCACUGUGGUACACUCCUUCAUCACGACAUCCGUCCUCCAAUACCCUAUGGAUGGACGUCCGGUGACCACUCCGAAGUUCUCGGUGAUGUACCGUGGUCCGAAAAAGCUGAUGAGAGACUUGAUUGGAGGGGAAGUCCGACGGGUAUGUAUGCCUCGCCCGAAACACUUUGGAUACAUGCACACCGGCAGCGAUUGGUGACGUUGACAAAUGAGAUUGAAGGGAGCACCAGUGUUCUGCGUGUUCCUUCAGACGCGUCGAGCCCUGUCGGUGAACCUUUACAAUUGCGGAUGGGAAGAAUCAAUCCAGCGUGGAUGGAUAUAGCGUUUUCAGGGAAACCAAUGGCGUGCGAAGAAGAUGCUGGGACAUGUAAGUUGAUGGAAGAGAUGUUUGAAUUCCGGAAGAUGCAAGGAAGAAAAGAGGAAGGGAGGUAUAAGUUCAUACUAGAUGUUGAUGGCAACGGCUGGUCUGGUCGUUUCAAGAGGCUAGUCACCAGCAACGCUCUCAUACUCAAGAUGUCCGUGUAUCCUGAGUGGUACACAUCUCGCAUUGCCGAAUGGGUGCAUUAUGUUCCUAUCCAGGUCACCUACACUGAUCUAUACGAUGUCGUCGCCUUUUUCCGCGACCACGACGAGCUGGCAGCGAAAAUUGCAGGUGCAGGCAAGGAAUGGAGCCAACAAUUCUGGAGAAAGGAAGAUAUGAGCGCAUAUCUGUAUAGAUUGCUUUUAGAAUAUGCACGUGUGAUGAGCGUUGAUCGCGAGUCCAUGUCGUAUCACGGAUGACCAUUGAUUGGACUCCGGGUCGGU